Molecule: messenger RNA, 3069 nt
Organism: Cavia porcellus (domestic guinea pig)
Lineage: Eukaryota; Metazoa; Chordata; Mammalia; Rodentia; Caviidae
Gene: Ermn
Product: ermin
Exons: 3
Coding region: 226-1059 (277 amino acids)
Biological process (GO): regulation of cell shape; regulation of cell projection organization; morphogenesis of a branching structure
Cellular component (GO): extracellular exosome; neuronal cell body; paranode region of axon
Molecular function (GO): actin filament binding
Source: RefSeq, a predicted model, not a curated record
UGAAUGGACUUUGGGCAAAUCUGACAAAUCCUGUUGCAUUUAUUCUAAACUCUGGCUGGACACUGUUUGCAAAUAAACCCAGUUAUUACAUACCAGAGUGAAUAAUCUGUAUUUUUAGAGAAAUAGUUGGAACUAUAGGACUUGAAGGCAAAGAAGGCCUCAUACCAAGGAUCUGUUUACUCAGUUUCCCCAAAGCUCUCUGCAGAUUGAACUCCAGUGUACAUCAUGGCAGAUGUUUCCGCAACGUUUGGUGGGGCCGAGUGUAAUGGGGAUAGCCCCCUGGAACAUGAUCAACAACCCAUCACUAAUCUCAGUGAUGGUGUGACUGAUGUGGAUUCCAGAGAUGAGUGCAGUCGUGAAGAUUUACCCACCAAAGGAAACCAAGAAGAAGGAGGAAAAUCACAAGGCAGUAUGCAGCUCAGCUUGCCCAGGGCUGAGGACUUCCUGAAAGAAAAUCCAGAAGAGAACCUCUUUAUUGUUCAUAAGGUUAUCACAGAUCUUUCUCUUCAAGAAGCAAGUGCUGAUGAAAUGACGUUCAGAGGAGGGCAUCAGUGGGAGAAGAUUCCUUUGAGCGGCACUGGUAACCAGGGGAUAAGGAGACCUGCUGAGAGGAUUACUGAGCAACCAGUAGAGGAGGCAGACGAAGAGAGUAAGAGCAGAGCUCACUCGACAACAGAAACUGAAUGGUUGGGAUUUCAGAGAUCUAGCCAAGUUGUUGUAUUGCAUUCUAAACAGGAGGAGGCAGAGGAAGAGGUUUGGGAUGAAGAAACUAAUGAUGAUGAUAAUUGUAACGAUGAUGAAGAUGAAGUCCGAGUGAUAGAAUUUAAGAAAAAGCACGAAGAGGGCCCUCGAUUCAAAGAAGGUAAUGUAAAUGAGGACUCUCCACUAAGCAGCCCCGGUUCACAACCUGUGACACCUGAUGAGCUGUCAACGUUAGGAAAGAAGGGUGAUAUCUCUAGAAAUGCUUAUUCAAGGUAUAAUACAAUAUCUUACCGGAAAAUCAGGAAGGGAAACACCAAGCAAAGAAUUGAUGAAUUUGAGUCUAUGAUGCAUUUAUAAACCACCAGGAACUGACAACUUCUCCCUGCUAAAACAAAAGCUAAUUGUAUCCUGAAAUGAAUUUUUCCAUAUCUUACCGAGUUUUCCCUUGGAAGAUGUGCAAACUUGCAUUUUUUUUCACUGUACAAUAAUGUGGAAAUAACCUUAGACAGAGUUCAGUCUGGCCACUGCAAAUCAAAAAACUUUAGAUUAAUUCUUAGGCUUUGGCUUUUUAAAAAUUUCACUAAUAUCCCAUUAGAGUAAUAAGCAUGAAAAAGACAGCCCCACUGGGAAAUCUGGUACAAUGUGUCUUAAAAAGCAGUACUCAAAUGAAAGAUGCGGCCAUGUGAAACGACUCCUAUUUUUCUGUCUUUCUUCCUGCAUAUUGCAGGAAUGAAAAACCUGGCAUAAAAUCUCUGUUACUUUUAUACAUGGGUUUAUACACUCUGUUAAUAAACUUCCAAAACUCUGCGCCUUUCAUAUUAUCAUCAAAAAACAUUCUCAAGGGUUUUUGUUGGCAUCCACUGAGUGGAAAUUCUAUCGGUCUCCUUCCUAGGUGUCACCAUUCAUUGAAUUUUCUCACUAGCAGGGCUGCCAGUCAGAACUCUGCAAAUGUUCGCUUUAUGCUUUUAAAAUGAAUGAAGCUCAUUGUGAGGUCAACACAGGGAGGGGCUGGAGGAUUGGUGGGCACCAGAUGAGAGGGUUAUAUUGGUUAGUUUAUUUCUUUGGCUGGAGACAAAAUCUUGUCUAGCACAAUUAAAUUAUCAAAAAAUACAAAUGACAGUUUUAAGAACAAUUUUAAGAAAAUGUCAUUCUCUAUCACUGCCCUUUUUCUUAUUAACAUUAGCUCAGAAUAAUUUUCUUUCCUUAGCAAUCUGAGACAAUACUAGUCAUAAGUGUGCUAGUUACUAUGAAAAUGAAAAUAAUUAUCUUAGAAUACUUUCAAAGUAGGGUAUAAGCAUGUAUUUUUAGUGAGAAAAUUGAUACUUGUGGGCAUAUAUAAUUUGCUGGACCUCGGCCCACAUCAAGAAGCUUAAAAUUGUACUUGCAGAGCGUCACAAGAACCAACAUGUCAAAUAAUGUAUUGAAUAUUUAUGAAAAGAAUCUAUAUUUAUAUUCUUAGAUAGUUUGUUCCACAACUUUUCAUUUCAUUCUUCCAUAUAUAUCACCCCGAACUUUCUGUUACCACAGAUAAAAAUAUUUUUUGGCUCUGCAAAUAAGAAGACAAUUCCUUAUUGUCUGAAUGUAAUACAGUCUUCAUUGUACUAUUCAGUCCUUUGUUUGUUUCUUUUUCAUCUUGCAAAAAACGUCCUUCUUAGGUUAUUGCUUAUUUAUGUGUAAUAAAUCCUACACAUACAAGUAUGUGGCAACUUCUUUUGAUUCUUCCUGGUCAUAGAAUAUAUUUCCAUAGUAUCAUGUACCAGUAUUUAGUGUUUACAAGACUCAAUUUUGAAAUUCAGGAUUAACAUACUCCUUUUGUUCUUUUAGAUAGUUUACAACCUGAUCAUGUAAAAAGUGUUACCCUUUAGUAUAGGGUAAAGUAAUGUCUUUUACUAAGGGUAAGGGCUUACCCUUAAACCAUAGACCUUGAAGAUUUCAUUUGAUAGAAUGUGAAUUUUUAGAAUACAGUGAGGGGAAAUCAAGUUUUUAUUGAUAAAGUUAGAUAAGAGAUUGAUUCACUAAGAUAAUUCUGUUUAAUUUAGAUCUUCUGAAUCUAACUGGACAACCUAUUUUCUGGCUUAGUGAUGAUUCCUAUAAUUUUCUACUUAACAUCAAAGAACAGUAUUGUGUUAUCCAUCAGAUAGCAGGAUCACAGUAUUAACUCACCUUAAGACAGCCUGUGUUUUAAAUUAGUCCAAUAGAAAGUGUGAGUCCUGUAAAGCCUGAGUAAAACAAGUGGACUCUGACUGUGAUUUGGCAAACUGAUUGGCUUUUCUGGGAGUCCAAUGUAUACAAUGUACAAUAAUUUCAUUUUUUUAAAGCUGUGUCCUCUCACUAGGCAAUUAACCAAUAAAGAAAUGUUUAUCAACA